Staurois parvus is the source of this 365-nucleotide messenger RNA. The record is from the annotation of a GenBank genome assembly. Lineage: Eukaryota; Metazoa; Chordata; Amphibia; Anura; Ranidae.
AACCACUUCCUGUCUGGCCAUGUCUCCCCCUUCCUCACCAGGCCGUUUUUUGCAUUACAGCGCUGCGUUACUUUAACUGACAAUUGCGCGGUCAUGCAACACUGCACCCAAAUUAAAUUUGUGUCCUUUUUUUUCCCCACAAAUAGAGCUUUUUUUCAGUGGUAUUUGAUUACCUGUGCAUUUUUUAUUCUUUUGUGCUAUAAGCAAAAAAAGACCGACAAUUCUGAGAAAAAACUAUAUUUUUGGCUUAACUAUUAAACAUGUCCAAUAAAAAAAUUUUAAAAAUCUAAUUUCGUCACAAAUUUGGGGCAAAAUGUAUUCUACUACAUGUCUUUGCUACAAAAAAAAAUCCCAAUACGUGUAAA